GGCCGUGCCGUUUCGUCUUCACGGGGCAGUCAGCUCUUUGGUUAAAUGUCGAAAAUGUGGUUAAAUCCAAAGGAGCAAUUGCUUUUGUUAAGUAUUCAGAGGUGAGGCAAUCUGUCUUUGUCUUCAGAGAAAUCUGAAGUGGCGUUGUCACCUCUUUUGGAAGUGCAAGUAUUGAAGAAAAGGGCCUUCUUGAGAGGGAUUUGAAGAAAAGUGAAGUGGAGAACGGCAAAUUGGAUUGCCGAGCUGAUUACCUUGAGACAGUUAGAGAGGGAAGUCUGGCAGAGUGCAGGUACCGAGCCAUGGAUCCACAGGUACUGCACCGGGAUGAAUGUGCUCGGUAGGGUUGGCUUUAUUUCAACAGCUUCGUUUUUUUCUUUUUUAAUUUUUUUAAAUUAUGGGUCAAGAAUACAGUAGCCCAGAAAAGGAAGUGACUCUCCAACAAAUCCAGGAACUCUACCGUAAAUUUGCGAGUGAAUGUCCAAGUGGGAAUCUGCACUUACAUGAGUUCAAGAGAUUCUUUGGAAUCAACAGCAACUCCACAGAAGAAGAAUGUGCAUACAUGGAACAUUUGUUUCAAUCCUUUGAUACAAAUGAGGAUGGGAAAAUAGACUUCAUGGAGUACGUGGCGGGGCUGCACCUCGUCCUGCGUGGAAAACUCGAGGACAAACUGAAGUGGUCUUUUAAGGUUUAUGACCGAGAUGGCAAUGGCGGCUUGGACCGACAGGAAGUGAGACAAAUUGUCAAAAUCAUCAACAAGAUAAAGAAGCACAACGAUCCUGACGCAGGGAACAUCGAAGAUAUUUGUGAAAGAAUAUUUGAUCUGGUGGACAAAAACAACGACAGGCAGAUUUCUUUGGAGGAAUUCAUCGAAGGGGCUGAAAAGGACCCGUGGGUGAUGGAACAGCUCCAACUGGACAUCGGGCCCUUUGAUUGGUUCCGUGAACGUCGGGAGAAGAAAACUUGACUUCAUGAUGUCCAGCGUAUGAUUUUAUGACACACGAUUGGACGCUAAGUGACAGUUUUAACCUGCCAUCUGUGUUCAGUCCUUCAGAGAAACGCAGAUACAGUACCGGGUGUGUGAUUAUCCAAGGAUAUAAUCUGCAACGGGCUGAGAUUCAGGAUUAUCUCAGAAAGCCUCUCACGUCUCAUGUUUUUUGAUUUUUUUUGCACUCACAAGUGGUACAUUACAACUUUUGUUUAACCUCUCCAACCUGAGGUUCACCUAUUGGCCAAACCCUCCUUUCCAGCACCUUGGAGUAGACUUUACCAGGGAGGUUGAGCAGAUAGGCUCAUACCCCUGUAAUUGGCACACACCCUCUGGUCCCCCUUUUUGAAGAGGGGACCCACCACCCCGGUCUGCCACUCCUCGGGCACCGUCUCAGACCUCCACCUAAUGCUGAAGAGGCGUGGCAACCAAGACAGCCCCUCCACACCUCACUGCCCGAUGCUAGACGAGUGCAGAUAUGAGUCGCGCAUGGGUCACUUUGCGCCAACUAGCGUAUAAGAUGCUAACGAGAGCCUUCUGUAACGU
Etheostoma cragini (Arkansas darter) is the source of this 1531-nucleotide messenger RNA. Its product is annotated as guanylyl cyclase-activating protein 2-like. Gene Ontology annotation, cellular component: photoreceptor inner segment; cone photoreceptor outer segment. The record is from RefSeq and is a predicted model, not a curated record. NCBI's taxonomy places the organism in Eukaryota, Metazoa, Chordata, Actinopteri, Perciformes, Percidae. Gene Ontology annotation, molecular function: calcium ion binding; calcium sensitive guanylate cyclase activator activity. The coding region runs from base 395 to 964 and encodes 189 amino acids. Gene Ontology annotation, biological process: visual perception. The transcript is spliced from 4 exons.